Doryrhamphus excisus (bluestripe pipefish) is the source of this 3491-nucleotide messenger RNA. The record is from RefSeq and is a predicted model, not a curated record. Lineage: Eukaryota; Metazoa; Chordata; Actinopteri; Syngnathiformes; Syngnathidae.
CACUGAUCCCUCCUGCUACAUCUUCUUAUUCUCUGGCAGACCAGGUGCCUAUGAGGUGUGUUAAAGUGGACCUACUAUGCUCAUUUUUCGGCCCUUUGUAUUGACUUUGGUCUCCUAUAGAGCAACUACACACAAUAACCAGCACAGAAAGCGUUGUAGUUCUUCCAGAAUCUGCACCUAUUCCGCUGUAUUUUUUUGGAUUUUGUGGUUGCCGCAAAAACAUACCGCAGACAUACGCAGUACUUCAAUCACCGGUGGUUCUAAUACGGCAUCCCUCCAUGUGAUGGGUUGACGGUGACAUAUUCAACACUGAUCCCUCCAGCUACAUCUUCUUAUUAAAGGGGACCUACUAUGCUCAUUUUUCGGCCCUUUGUAUUGACUUUGGUCUCCUAUAGAGCAACUACACGCAAUAACCAGCACAGAAAGCGUUCUAGUUCUUCCAGAAUCGGCACCUAUUCCGCUGUAUUUUUUUGGAUUUUGUGGUUGCCACAAGAAUAUACCGCAGACAUACGCAGUUCUUCCAUCACCGGUGGUUCUAAUACGACUUAAUUCCAUGUUCUGCAAGUUCUUGAUGUCAUCUCCAGAUGUUUCUUCCACCCUGAAAAUUUUGCUCAAAUUAUUGCUAUAAUCACUUUAAACAUCUUGUGUCUCGCUCAUUCUCUCAUGUUUGUGUACUUGGGACUUUAGACUACGUUGACGUCACUUGGGAAAUGCCCCUUGCUACAAAAUGUAGCAAAGGUCCUCGAUGGAAAAUGUUUGGACAUGUGUUCUAUUUAUGCUUUAAUUCAUGGUUGGCUAUUCGGUGUCACACGAUGAAUUUAAAAACGGGCUCUGAUACACCCACACACUUUUACGAGAGCCAUUUUACGGGCUUGUAUUAGUUCACAACAAGUCUUGUGGAAGACGGAAGAUCUCACUUGUGCUGUUGGCCAACCAAGACGUGCAGUAUGGGAGGUCUGUAAAGGUUUUAUGGUACCAUUGUACCACUUUUGUAUGUAUGUUUGCAUUUAUUGGAUACAUUCUGGAUUGGCUGCCAUUAGAUUGUACAAGUCUGUCUUAUGUGAGGGGUAAUUUAGGCAUGAAGUUCCGUAGUUUGUUCUGUCAGGCAGGCGCCUUGGAGUUCUAUUCCCACACCUCCACGGCACACCUGGUUUUAAGUAUUACAUAAAAAGGCUAUGAGUGACUUUUGUGGAACUUUUCUGAAGUGUACAAAACGUACUCUUUGGUGUGAUGCCCCUCCUCCUCCCAAGUGCUGCGUGGGCUGAACAAUAUGAUGGCGCAACAUGCAGCAGCAUCACUCUUCUGCCAAGAACUUUAUAAGCAAACACGUCACCUGAAAACGAAAGUGUUCUGAAGGCAUUCACGGGGGAAUUCACACUGAAGAAGAAAUUGUACGAGAUACACGCCACCCCGUGAUGAACGCGUCUUCCUCGCAAAGUGGAGAUCCGAUUCUCCAAAAUCUGUGGGACUACGUGAGGAGCGAACACAAAGAUGUCCUGCUUUCUCCUUAUCUGCCGGCUUGCAGCGCCUUCAUGUUGCACGUCAUGUUCUGCACACCUUUCCUGGUGCUGGAUGUCCUGGCCGGCGUCAGUCAGCGCAUCCGCUCGUGGAGGAUCUCCGCGCAGCCGCCGUCGCCCGUCUGCCAAUGGCUGGAGUGUCUGUGGAGGAUAGUGGUCCGCUACCUGACCGCCGUGCUGCCCGCCACGGCGCUCCUUCAGACGCUACGGAAUCCCCCGGUUCUCCCUUAUCACGCUCCGUCUUGUUGGCAGCUUUUUGUGGAGGUUUUUGCCUGUUUUCUGCUUUUUGACACCUUCUUUUUCGUAUGGCACUUAUGUAUGCACAGGUGAGUACAAAACAGUGCUGGCUCGUGCACCUUGUAGCAGUUAGCAUUUUGUAAAUGACAUACAUUAUAUUAUUAAUGACAUAUUAUUACAUAUUACCAGUAUUGGGGGAAUUACUACACAAAUACACUUACCAAGGAAAGUAGUUAUUGUGCUACUUUUUUGAAAAACCUUAAAAUAUACCAAAAAUUACGAUUUUAAUAAGCUUUGUAGUUCCCUGCCGGUUACCGGAAGUCAGCUGAUGCUCCCGCGAACCUCGUGAGGAUAAGGCACAGAAAAAACAAUAGGUGGGUAGCUUUGUAUUGUGCUUGUAUCGCGAGAGAUGUGUCGCGAGAUUAAGGCCGAUGACUGAGCUCGUGACUUGAAUUGUCUAUGCUGCUAAUAAUGUAAAUAAUGUAAAAAUAAUAAUGUAAUUUCUUUUAUCUAUCUCUAUGUCAAUGACAUUGUAUACAUUAGUACCUCGCUACAUCGCAGUUUAAACUUGGGUUUUCACAUUUUAAUUCAUAAAUUGUUGCUGUUUUGUGGUUGACUAUUAUGGCAUAUUAUUAGUACAAAAAACAAACAUACAUUGAAGUAUAAGUCAUUUUACAUUGAUAAGACAUGAGAUUGAGAUGAGAUGAGAGAUUACAUUAUUUUAACAGUGCAUAGAGUCAGCCAUGGCAUGUCUGACAAAAUAAAGUGGGAAAAAAAAGUUCUCCCAUUCCAUGUGGAAGUGGUAGUUUUGGCUUAUUUCUUUUCCCCACUAAGUUUAGAACAAUGAAAUAAGGCUAAUUAAUUAGUUCUGUAGCUUGCUAUGAGUGGCAACCGUCUCUUGUAAUAGUGUAAAGGAGGGGGGGUACAGGGGGUGUCAUUUUCAUGUGUACAGGGCUAAUGGUAAAUAGGUAAAAAAAAAACAUUUUUAAUGCUCUUAAAUAUGCAAGUAUUACAUUUAUUUAUAUUGAAUGAUACUUACUGCGGUCAGGUCUGGAACCAAUUAACCGUGGGGGGGGGGUUACAGUUGUAGAUGGGAUGCAGCUGUGCUCCGCCCACAUCAGGAAAAUCCAACUCUGUGGAACACAAAAAGAGAGAACAGUACAGAGCCCAAACAACACAAAAAGAAAACCAAAAAAUGACAUUAAGAUUGCAAUUAUUUUUUUUUCAAGGUCCAAUUAUUCUUUCAAGACAUUGUCAACUCAUUGUCUUUGUUGUGUGUAAUACGGCCUUACUGUGUUUACCAGUACACAUUGACUCACACCAGGAAAUACCCUGGGUGUAUUAUUGGGGUUUUUUUGCCUAUGAGGAUGAAGUGUAAUUGCAUAUCCAGUACAGUAGAUGGCAGUGGUGCUGUCAUUGUCAGUGUAGUAUUAGCUCAAUGUGUAGUGUUUUUAUGCACAGUGAAGAAACCCUUAAGAGACAAAAUGAAAAAAAAAAUUUAACAGGGAUGAAGAGACGGAAGUCUCCCGAAAGUUGGAAAUGUAGCGUAACGGAAAAUAAUUGAGAAGCACUGUUCCUUUUGUCAUUUUCAGUGACAAUUACACAUUCACACACACGCAUUCGCAUAUAUGAAUAUGCACACUAACAGAAGUACACACCUCCAUUGGGUGCUUCCUUACACAAUCUACCAUCUUAUCCUUGAUGUCUUUAUGCUCUUGGUAUGCUAUUAUUACAGUA